Molecule: messenger RNA, 801 nt
Organism: Neogale vison (American mink)
Lineage: Eukaryota; Metazoa; Chordata; Mammalia; Carnivora; Mustelidae
Gene: POLR2G
Product: RNA polymerase II subunit G
Exons: 8
Coding region: 77-595 (172 amino acids)
Biological process (GO): transcription initiation at RNA polymerase II promoter; DNA-templated transcription; positive regulation of translational initiation
Cellular component (GO): P-body; RNA polymerase II, core complex
Molecular function (GO): single-stranded RNA binding; translation initiation factor binding; single-stranded DNA binding
Source: RefSeq, a predicted model, not a curated record
GUGUUUCCGGUUGGGCGGGAGGAGCGUCUGCUUAGGCAGGUGUGGGUUUAGGCGCUGUUCGGUCCACGCCGGGAAGAUGUUCUAUCACAUCUCCCUGGAGCACGAGAUCCUGCUGCACCCGCGCUACUUCGGCCCCAACCUGCUCAACACCGUAAAGCAGAAGCUCUUCACCGAGGUGGAGGGGACUUGCACCGGCAAGUAUGGCUUUGUAAUCGCUGUCACCACCAUUGACAACAUUGGUGCUGGUGUGAUCCAGCCAGGCCGAGGAUUUGUUCUUUAUCCGGUUAAGUACAAGGCCAUUGUCUUCCGGCCCUUUAAAGGGGAGGUUGUGGAUGCUGUUGUCACUCAGGUCAACAAGGUGGGGCUCUUCACAGAAAUCGGACCUAUGUCCUGCUUCAUCUCCCGACAUUCCAUCCCAUCAGAGAUGGAGUUUGACCCCAAUUCCAACCCACCGUGUUACAAGACAAUGGAUGAGGACAUUGUGAUUCAGCAGGACGAUGAGAUCCGCUUGAAGAUUGUGGGGACCCGUGUGGACAAGAAUGACAUUUUUGCUAUUGGCUCUCUGAUGGACGACUACUUGGGGCUUGUGAGCUGAGCACUGGGACCCUCUGCUCUGUUUGGUCCUUAUCUAGGAGAUAUGGUGGUCACAAACCUCAUGGAGUCCAGAGGCCCGGUCUGGCUGCUGUUGGGGAGGCAAAGAAGGCUCCUUGUCCCCAGAAAACACUGGGUGGUUCUGCUUAGCAACCACUCCCCAGAUUUUUGACACUGCAUUCUAACCAUAAAGGUCCUGUUCUCAUGGAA